Molecule: messenger RNA, 9675 nt
Organism: Entelurus aequoreus (snake pipefish)
Lineage: Eukaryota; Metazoa; Chordata; Actinopteri; Syngnathiformes; Syngnathidae
Product: protein phosphatase 1 regulatory subunit 29-like
Exons: 4
Coding region: 12-2813 (933 amino acids)
Cellular component (GO): plasma membrane
Molecular function (GO): protein binding
Source: RefSeq, a predicted model, not a curated record
CCGACCCGAGAAUGGCGGACCAGCGCCUGCUCCUCCUCCUCCCGGCGUUGUUGUUCCUGCAGCUGCCCGGCGUGGUGACGGGCGACUGCUGGCUGAUCGAGGGCGACAAAGGCUACGUGUGGUUGGCCAUCUGCAGCCAGAACCAGCCGCCCUACGAGACCAUCCCCCAGCACAUCAACAGCACGGUGCACGACCUGCGUCUGAACGAGAACAAGCUGAAGGCGGUGCUCCUCACGUCCAUGUACCGCUUCACCAACCUCACCGACCUCAACCUCACCAAGAACGAGAUCAGCUACAUCGAGGACGGCGCCUUCGCCGGACAGGCCAACCUUCAGGUUCUGCAGCUGGGCUACAACAAGCUGACCAACCUGACCGAGGGCAUGUUACGAGGACUGGGUCGAAUGCAGUGCCUCUUCCUUCAGCACAACCUCAUCGAGGUCAUCGCCGCCAAUGCCUUCUGGGAAAGUCCCAGCCUGAGCAGCCUCGACCUGUCCUCCAAUAAGCUGUCCCGCCUGGACCCGUCUACCUUCACCGUCCUCAACCGGCUGAUCGUAUGCGAGCUUGUGGGAAACCCCUUCCACUGCGGCUGCGACCUCUACAGCUUCCUCACCUGGCUGGAGAUGUUCAACAACGUCACUCACACCUACGACCGCCUCCAGUGCGAGACCCCUCGAGAAUUCAACGGCUAUCCUCUCCUGAGUCCGUUGCCGGGACACGGGAGGAACGCCAGAGUCAUCCUGUCGAACAGGUGUCAGGACGGUGUCAUAAUUCCAGGGCUAUCGUCCACCGGACCGGAUCUUGAUGGCUCCGGCAUGGGCCUGGACAACCCAGACCCGGGCUUGUACCACCAGCCGAGCUUCGCGUCAACCCCCGAUCCCACCUACAACCAUCAGAUCUCUUUAAGGCUCAGGAGCGUCUCGUUCUUCACUGCUUCCGUCGUGGUGCGAUUACCGCGACCCUACAGCAAGAUGUACGUCCUGUCGCAGUACAACAACACCUUUGUGGCGGACAUCAUGCCCCUCAAGACCACGAAUGAGAAAAUCAAUUUGGAUAAGCUGCGCCCGCACACCAACUACACGUACUGCGUGGCCUCCGUCAGCAAGUCCCAGCGCUACAACCACACGUGCUUGUCCUUCGCCACGCGGGCGAUUGGACUGGCGGACCCCCGAAGCAAUCCGUCCACCACGACGCACUACAUCAUGACCAUCUUGGGGUGCCUCUUUGGUAUGGUCAUCGUGCUCGGGUGCGUCUACUACUGCCUGAGACGGCGACGCAUCCACGAAGAGAAGGAGAAAGCUCUGAGUGUCAAGAAAACCAUCUUGGAGAUGAGGUACGGUCCGGAGGCGGCGGCGGCGGUGGCUAAUGACCCGGCCGCCAUGCAGCGCCUCCAGGAGCAAGCCCACCACCAGCACCACCACGGAGGCGGGGCGGGGAGCAAGCUGCCCCCGUCGGCGUCCUCGAGCACGGGCAUGCUCCACGGCUCCGCCAACACCACCUCCUCGCGCCUUUCCAGCUUGCCGCAGGUGGAGAAGAUGGCCUCCGCCUACUCCGAGGCGAUGACCGCCAAGGGGAGUUACAUGGACGUGAGGACCGCUGGAGGGAUUCUGGAGUGCAGGGAGGGAGAGAUAUUGGCGGGGGGUCCGGCGGGGGAAAUCGGUUUGGAUAUGAGAGGCGCGGCGGAAAACGGGACGGACGUGGCGGAGGAUUCCGACGAUGAGGGCCGUGGCUCUGCCUCCGAGAUCUCCACCAUCGCCAAGGAGGUGGACAAGGUCAACCAGAUCAUCAACAACUGCAUUGAUGCCCUGAAACUGGACGCCUCAGCCAACGUCAUCGCUACGGCGGAUAACAACCCAGUGUCCUCCGCACAGCCUCAAGUCUGCCUCGCGUCCCACUCCCGGAAUCUGCUGCCCCUCUCACCGGGAGAUCAGGCGAUCAUGGCGUCCUCCCCGAAAGUGCACCCGAAGUCUCAUCCUCAAGCCGCGCCUCAGCUUCACCAGAAGCCACUCCCACCCUCCAUGGCCCCCGUACCCCUGGUGAUGCCCCUGUCGGAGCGGCCCGGCAUCAGCGGCGGAGGGUUCCUCUCCCCUCCGUACCGUGACCCGCCCCCGGCCAACGCGGUGAGACCUCUGCAGAGGCAGUUGAGUGCUGACACUGCCGUGGCAAAGAACCGCUGCGGGCCCCCUGCCGGGGCAACCGUCAAGAGCACCAGGGUUUUCAGCAUGGACGUUCCCGAGCAGCGCAGCGAUCCGCCCAAGUACCCGUCGGAAAAGAACAGCCCCGUCGGCUGUGGCAGGAGCGCAGGCGGAGUAGGGGGCUGCAACGGCGUCAAUGGCAGCGGGGUGAGCGUGAACGGCGGUGGCAUGGCGUGUAGUAACGGCGGUGGAGGUCGAGGUGUGGCGGCCGGUCAGCAGCACCACCUGGAGGUUCAGCCCGAUUACCACAGCUCCGAACACCGCCAUUCCUUCCCCGCUCUCUACUACGAGGGCGGCAGCGAGUCGCCCUCGCCGGCCCAGAAGGCGUCCUUCCUCAAGCCACUGGGGCGCUCCAAGAGGGAUGCCACGGCCGCCUACUCCCAGCUCUCGCCCUCCCGCCACCACCACCACUACAACUCGGGCUACUCCUCCAGUCCGGAGUAUUCCUCGGAGAGCACGCUGAGGAUCUGGGAGCGAUUCCGCCCUUACAAGAAAAGGGAGGAGGCGUCUUAUAUAGCGGCGGGCCACGCCCUGCGGAAGAAGGUGCAGUUUGCCAAGGACGAGGACCUUCACGAUAUUUUAGACUACUGGAAGGGCGUCUCUGCCCAGCAGAAGAUGUAGGCGGAAGCCAACCGUCAGAGGGAGAAAAAAAAAAGGUUGGACGCCAACAAGACUAUAAAGUUUUGGUUUUAAUGUAGCAGGACACCUUUUCUCUCAGUUCCUCCAAGGUGUGCUUUUACUUUGAAAAGGUUUCUUCUUCUAAUUUGAUUUGGGGAGAAUCCAGCUAGACUUCCCCCCCGCUGGGCGCUUUGGUCCUGGCAGGCUGAAUGAAAGGUUGAGGAGCGAACAAAAGAGGAGGGAAAAACUACCUCAUUAGCGACACGGCGUGGCAAAGUUAUCUCUCGGCGAGCAGACGCCCGCAAACUCUCGCUUCGCUAAUUCCAUCAAACCGCCUUUCACCAAACGUUCAUUGCACGCCUCCGCCUGCACCGCCGCCGCUCCCGCACAGGCACCGUUUAGCGAGAUAUUGAUGCGGCGGGAUGAGGAGUUUUAGACAUGAGAAGACAGCUAGUUGUCGGGCUGGCGAGUUGUCGACCUUAGAGCACUUCUGGGACGUUUGUGUAGCGUAUCGAUUGAGGAAAAACUCCCGACUCCGUACGUUCGACUUAAGGAGGGUGGAGUCCGCCAAUACCAUCCGCCUCUUACCAUCCACCUCCUCCGUGCUAGCAAAGCUGAUAGCUUAGUGCCGGGGUCUUAAGUGUUUUCCACGCCAAGGACCCCCAAACUGAUGCAGAGAGGACCUCCUACAUUCAGGGGUGUCCAAAGUUUGGACAAAUAAACCCCCAAAAAGUAAGCAAAUUGACGUAAUGUAACGAGGAAAUGAUAUACAUAAAGUUUUAUUAGCAUUUAAUUUUUAUUAAAUUAAAAAAACAAAAUGGCACCGCCAAAACAAAUGGACACCCUUGCUCUACUUAUAUUUCCUGGGUACAUUUAUUUUUUAAAUGAAACUGCUUCUAAAGGUAUUUUGUAUUUUGUUGUCGUGCUAAACUAAGAUAUUCAAAUGCUACAGCUCGUGCACUGAUCGCUAGCUGGCAACUAGCACCGCUAAUCGUUAGCUGGCUAGUAGAACGUUAAAUGUUAGCUGAUAGCUAGUGAAGUAUUUGCUAGCUGACGCCUAGCUCUUCUAAUUGCUAGCUGGACACAAGAUCGCUAAUCGCUAGCUGGCCGCUAGUGCAAUAAUCAAUAGCUGACAGCUAGUGCGCUAAUCGCAAGCUAUCAACCAGUGUGUUAAUCGCUAGCUGGCAACUGGGGAAAUAAUCACACGCUGAGAACUAGUGAAAUAAUCGCUAGCUUGUAGCUAGAGCGCUAAUCUCAACCUGGAAAUAAUAGAUAACUGAGAGCUUGCACCAUUAAUCGCUCGCGCCGCUAAUUGCUAGCUGGAAACUAAAGCGCCAAUAGCUAUCUGGCAUCUAAUGAAAUAAUCACUAUCUGGCAGCCGUCACUGCUAAUUGCUGGCUGGCAACUAGUGCAUUAAUCACUAGCUGUCAGCGAGUGAGACAAUUGCUAGCUAACAUCUAGCACUGUUAAUUGCUAGCACCGCUACUCGUCAGCUGGAAAACGGGAACGCUAAUCGCUAGCUGUCAACUAGUGCUAUAGUACCAGUGAAAUAAUCGCCGGCUGGCAACUAGCACCAUUAUUUGCUAGCAACGCUAAUUGUUAGCUGGCAACUACUGUGCUAAUUGCCAGCGUUCAACUAGAGCGCUAAUCUCUAGCCAGUCACUAGUGAAAUAAUUGCUAGCUGACAGUUUGCACCAUUAAUGGUUAGCACCGCUAAUUACUAACUGGGAACUAGUGAAAUAAUCGCUAGUUGGCAGUUAGUGUCGCUAAUUGUUAGCUGGCAACUCGGGCGCCAAUACGAGACGAGGGUGUGUGUGUGUGUGUGUGUGUGUGUGUGUGUGUGUGUGUGUGUGUGUGUGUGUGUGUGUGUGUGUGUGUGUGUACACUGCUGUGGACCAAAGUGCCCCCAAGGGAGAUUUGAUUUCGACACUUUUCUAGGGUUGUCACUUUUUAUCGGGCGCUCGCAUUUUUUUUUUUUCCCGCCGCUCGAGUUGCGACAUUUCCGAGCUAUUAAGCACAAUUCCGCUCGAAGUGCUCUUUCACUUUCACUUUGAUGAAAAAAACAACAACGGGAUGAAAUGCUAACAACACUUUUGAAAAGUUAGCACAAUGUAAGGGUUGCAAACAGUCACUUUAAAGAAAAAUCGGAAAAGGGGCAUUACGUGGUCUUAACUUUUACGAAGAAAAAAACCUUGUUGACGUUUUUACUUACCUAUUUUUACCGACUUUGUUUUGUCACUUUUUCGUAUUUUAAAUACAGAGCAGAAAAGAGUAGCGCUACGUUCACAUUGCAGGGGUACAAUGCCCAAUUCCGAUUUUUUUUCUUAAAGCCGAUCUUUUUCUGGAGUCGUUCACGUUACCGAAAAAAAAUGACAAUUUUAUGAAUAUCAAAUGUGAACUCUACAUGUGGAGUUUACAAAAGUAAACGUUCGUGUUGGUGUCAGUCCCGAACUUUUCUCAGUUUCACGUAAUUUCACGUCGAAGAUUUAAAAAAGAGGUUUAAGAAUUUUAGUCUGUACUGUCCUGAGGACUUUGACGUGAGUUCUCCGAAAUGUUAAUCUCUUCUUAAACGUUUUUUCACAACGGACUGUUUUCUGUAGGGCUGUGAAUCUUUAGGCGCCUAACGAUCCGAUUCCUGGGGUGACGAUUCGAUUCGGAAUCAUGAGUAGAUUUAAAAUCGAGAUGAAUAAGAAUCGUAAUUUGGAUGUAAAUUUUGUGGACCCCCUUCUGCUCUUUCGUCUGUUUUUACGAAGAAUUUGUCUUCUUUUCACGACAUUUAGGUCGGAUGACUGCAAUUGCCAUCGUGUACUUAUACGAGUUAUAUCCGAACUGUAAAAAAAAAAAAAAAGGAGUUGGUAAUGUUACGAUAAAAACUGACAGCUCAGUUGAUAAAACUUUACUAUAAAAACUAAAGAGGUAUCAUUUUUUUUUGUUUUUACGUAGAUUUUACGUUAAAAAAAACCAGUGGCUCGAUUUUUUUAAUUUUUGCGGAAAAAUAACAAUGGUACCUUUUACAGUACUUUAAUUGUAAAAACCCUUAAAUCCGAUAUUUUUUUAAAUAACGCACGUAUUCAAAAAAAGUCGGGUUUGAAUAAAGUAUACAUUGACAAAAAAAAUCCGAUACAUGUCACGAACAGGAAAAAAACAUCGGAAUUGACCUGCGGUGUGAACAUAGCCGAGGUAAUGUAACACAAAUACGACCAAUAAGUGGAUUGCUACUUUGGGUUUAACUCUUUGUAAAACAUUCAAACAAUGUAGCUAGCUAGCUAGCGCAGCAGAAGGACCGUACGUUUCUUUGUUGCUAGGCAGAAUUAUCGUAAAAAAUGGAACACUGCAGGUUGCCCACAGGGGUUUUGGACACGGAACAGGAACAAGAUUGCAACAAAACGUAAAAAGAACGUAAGAAGAAUAUCGGUCAAGUACUAAGUUAUAAGAGCUUAGGGUUGAACGGUUGCAAAAUUAGUUUAAAAAGUUAGCAUGCUAAUGUUAGCUUGCUAGCAUGUUUACAGUUAGCAUGUGUCACGUGCCAAGGUAUAUGACUCUGAGGUUUACAGCUGCAAAAUUGGGUUAAAAGUUCACAAGUUAAUGUUAGCAUGCUAGCAUUUGUACAGUUAGCAUGUGUGAAGUACCAAGUUAUAUGCCUCGAAACAUAAGAAGAACAUGGGUCAAGUACCAAGUCAUAUGAGCUUAGGGUUGAACGGUUGCAAAAUGAGUUUAAAAAGUUAGCGCGCUAAUGUUACCUUGCUAGCAUGCUUACAGUUAGCAUGUGUCAAAUGUCUAGUUUGGGACACGGGACAGGAACAAGAUUGCAACAAAACGUAAGAAGAACAUGGGUAAUGUACCAAGUCGUAUGAGCUUAGGGUUGAACGGUUGCAAAAUGAGUUGAAAAAGUUAGCACGCUAUUGUUAACUUGCUAGCAUGCUUACAGUUAGCAUGUGUCAAGUACCAAGUUAUAUGCCCCGAAACGUAAGAAGAAAAUGGGUCAAGUACCAAGUCAUAUGAGCUUAGGGUUGAACGGUUGCAAAAUUAGUUAAAAAAGUUAGCACGCUAAUGUUAGCUGGCUAGCAUGCUUACAGUUAGCAUGUGUCAAGUACCAAGUUAUAUGCCCCGAAACGUAAGAAGAAAAUGGGUCAAGUACCAAGUCAUAUGAGCUUAGGGUUGAACGGUUGCAAAAUGAGUUAAAAAAGUUAGCACGCUAAUGUUAGCUUGCUAGCAUGCUUACAGUUAGCAUGUGUCAAAUGUCUAGUUUGGGACACGGGACAGGAACAAGAUUGCAACAAAACGUAAGAAGAACAUGGGUAAUGUACCAAGUCGUACGAGCUUAGGGUUGAAUGGUUGCAAAAUUAGUUGAAAAAGUUAGCACACUAAUGUUAGCUUGCUAGCAUGCUUACAGUUAGCAUGUGUCAAAUGUCUAGUUUGGGACACGGGACAGGAACAAGAUUGCAACAAAACGUAAGAAGAACAUGGGUAAUGUACCAAGUCGUAUGAGCUUAGGGUUGAACGGUUGCAAAAUGAGUUUAAAAAGUUAGCACGCUAAUUUUAGCUUGCUAGCAUACUUACAGUUAGCAUGUGUCAAGUACCAAGUUAUAUGCCCCGAAACAUAAGAAAAAAAUGGGUCAAAUACCAAGUCGUAUGAGCUUAGGGUUGAACGGUUGCAAAAUUAGUUGAAAAAGUUAGCACGCUAAUGUUAGCUUGAUAGCAUGCUUACAGUUAGCAUGUGUCAGGUGUCUAGUUUGGAACAGGAACAAGAUUGCAACAGAACGUAAGAAGAACAUGGGUCAAGUACCAAGUCAUAUGAGCUCAGGGUUGAACGGUAGCAAAAUUAGUUGAAAAAAUUAGCACGCUAAUUUUAGCUUGCUAGCAUGCUUACAGUUAGCAUGUGUCAGGUGUCUAGUUUGGAACAGGAACACGAUUGCAACAAAACGUAAGAAGAACAUGGGUCAAGUACCAAGUCAUAUGAGCUCAGCGUUGAACGGUUGCAAAAUGAGUUGAAAAAGUUAGCACGCUAAUGUUAGCUUGCUAGCAUGCUUACAGUUAGCAUGUGUCAGGUGUCUAGUUUGGAACAGGAACAAGAUUGCAACAAAACGUAAGAAGAACAUGGGUCAAGUACCAAGUCAUAUGAGCUCAGCGUUGAACGGUUGCAAAAUGAGUUGAAAAAGUUAGCACGCUAAUGUUAGCUUGCUAGCAUACUUACAGUUAGCAUGUGUCAAGUACCAAGUUAUAUGCCCCGAAACGUAAGAAGAAAAUGGGUCAAGUACCAAGUUAUAUUCCCCGAAACAUAAGAAGAAAAUGGGUAAUGUACCAAGUCGUAUGAGCUCAGCGUUGAACGGUUGCAAAAUUAGUUGAAAAAGUUAGCACGCUAAUGUUAGCUUGCUAGCAUACUUACAGUUAGCAUGUGUCAAGUACCAAGUUAUAUGCCCCGAAACGUAAGAAGAAAAUGGGUCAAGUACCAAGUCAUAUGAGCUUAGGGUUGAAUGGUUGCAAAAUUAGUUGAAAAAGUUAGCACGCUAAUGUUAGCUUGCUAGCAUGCUUACAGUUAGCAUGUGUCAAAUGUCUAGUUUGGGACACGGGACAAGAACAAGAUUGCAACAAAACGUAAGAAGAACAUGGGUAAUGUACCAAGUCGUACGAGCUUAGGGUUGAAUGGUUGCAAAAUUAGUUGAAAAAGUUAGCAUGCUAAUGUUAGCGUGCUAGCAUUUGUACAGUUAGCAUGUGUCAAGUACCAAGUUAUAUGCCCCGAAACGUAAGAAGAAAAUGGGUAAAGUACCAAGUCAUAUGAGCUUAGGGUUGAACGGUUGCAAAAUGAGUUUAAAAAGUUAGCACGCUAAUGUUAGCGUGCUAGCAUUUGUACAGUUAGCAUGUGUCAAGUACCAAGUUAUAUGCCCCGAAACAUAAGAAGAAAAUGGGUCAAGUACCAAGUCGUAUGAGCUAAGGGUUGAACGGUUGCAAAAUGAGUUAAAAAAGUUAGCACGCUAAUGUUAGCUUGCUAGCAUGCUUACAGUUAGCAUGUGUCAAGUGUGUAGUUUGGGGUUAGGGUUAGGGUUAGGUUAGGGUUAACCCUAACCCCAACCCUAAUCCUGACCCCUAACCCUAAAACGUAAGAAGAACAUCGCCAUCUGCUGGUUGUGGCGAGUCACUUCCCUUUAGCGAGAAAAGAAGCGCUAACUCGUUUUUGUUUUCGACCCUGGAAAAGUGACAACCCUACAAGUUGCUAGCUGGAGAACAAGGCAGUACAGUAGGUAGACGUAGCUAACUCCUUCCAUUUAUCCGUUUUUGGUUUUUUUUUGGUUGACUAUUUCCCGUUGUGUUGGAAUGAUUGUUUGCUUCCUCAUGCUUUGUUAGCAUUUUUGUUGCAUGCACACUUUGAGGCCAAACUGCUGUAAAAGUCUGGAAUGUUCCGCGUACUUAUUGAGGUCGGCUGUGGGGGGUCACUCACUCCUGCUGACGCCCCCAACAACCCCCCCACCCCCCCUACUCGGUCACGCUGACCUUCCAGGGAACGCCCCCGCUCGUUUGUCAGGACGCGACACGCAAUAUGUAACGCCGCCAUCUAAUCGGAGCGGGAGAGGCGCGGACCUCCCGCCCGCGGGGGACUCGUAAAUCUCCCCCCUCGCCCCCCUUGUCCCCCCCACCCCCCAGCAUUAAUUUACAUUAUCUCUGCAAAUUUAUGGAGACGUGAGAAGGUAUUUUAUCUGCUGUGUUAAACGCUUUGUCCUCCCUGUCCGCCGCUAAAACACCAUCAUGCCAAACUGUGAAAGUGUCAAAGUAUAAAAAGAACCUGAUAAAAAGUCCUUGGUUUUUUUUAUUGUUUUUUUUUGUUUCUUUUUUUCUGUUUGAGGUAGUUAUUUAUUUAUUUUCUUAUUGU